UGAAGCGGAGGGAUGCGUACUGUGGAUAGCUCCUCCGUUCCAUCAGUUGAGAAAUGCGCCUCAGUCUCAUUAUGCUGAACGGGAUCAUCUAAAGUGUAACAUUUCACUCACUGAUAGUCGACGAUCAACCAGAAAAUGCUGCCAAACAACUCCUUUAAGCAUCUGGGCUUUGAGGACGGAUUUUAUCUUUUGAAUUCGUCUGGAAACGAAACACACAGCGACUCUCAUGGCAGCGCAAUCCUCAUCUCCUUCAUUUACACCGUAGUAUGUUUGGUCGGGCUGUGUGGAAACUCCAUGGUAAUUUAUGUGAUUUUCAGGUAUGCAAAAAUGAAGACGGCGACUAACAUUUAUAUUUUGAAUUUGGCAAUCGCGGAUGAGUUACUAAUGCUGAGUGUGCCCUUUUUGGUGACUUCGUCGCUUCUUCAUCACUGGCCAUUUGGCUCGCUUUUGUGCCGCCUUGUCCUAAGUGUUGAUGCUAUAAAUAUGUUUACUAGUAUCUAUUGCCUUACUGUGCUCAGCAUAGACCGUUACAUUGCAGUCGUGCAUCCCAUCAAAGCUGCCAGAUACCGAAGACCCACGAUCGCAAAGAUGGUAAACUUGGGCGUAUGGAUCUUCUCUAUUUUAGUCAUUUUGCCCAUUAUAAUAUUUUCCACUACAGCGCCGAAUUCGGACGGCUCUGUCGCCUGUAAUAUGCAGAUGCCGGAGCCGGAGCGCCAGUGGAUGGCCGUGUUUGUAAUCUAUGCCUUUCUGAUGGGGUUUCUAUUCCCCGUCAUCGCGAUCUGCAUGUGCUACAUUCUCAUUAUCGUGAAGUUGAGAGUUGUUGCCUUGAAGGCAGGCUGGCAACAGCGCAAGAAGUCCGAGAGAAAAAUCACCCUGAUGGUGAUGAUGGUGGUGACCGUGUUUGUGAUCUGUUGGAUGCCUUUUCACAUUGUUCAGCUCGUAAAUGUUUUCGUGGAGCAACACAACGCAACUAUCAGCCAACUUGCAGUCAUUUUAGGAUACGCGAACAGUUGUGCGAAUCCCAUACUUUACGGGUUUCUUUCGGACAAUUUCAAACGUUCGUUCCAAAGGAUUCUGUGCCUCCGCUGGAUGGAAAAUGCGACAGAGGAACCAAUUGAUUACUAUGCUACAGCUCUGAAAAGUCGCGCAUACAGUGUGGAUGAAUUUCAACCGGAUAAUAUGGAGUCGGACAGCACGUAUAGGAAUGGCACUUGCACAUCGAGGACCACAACGCUAUAGCACAGGUCUAUUAGCCUAUAUGAUGUUCAGAACAAAUCCGUCAAUGUGACCAUCACGUGUUUUUUUCAUUUUUACAUUUAUUAUUAUUGCUAUUGCAGUAUUCGCUUGUUCCACCCCUGCUAUUGACUGUUUAUAUUGUCGUAAUUAAAUUUUGCUUUCUUCAAAUCCCGUGUUCAUUUUUCAGUAUAAAAUUGGGUAUUGUCUCGCCUAUUCACUUUUAAAUUAAUCGUCGUAGGGUAACUUGAAGGCUAAUCUUUGUGCAAUUAAUGUUUUAAGUAAUCGGGGUUUAUUUCCAAACAUUUAAAGCAAGAAGGAAUGUAGCCUAUUUUAUUGUUUAAAAUCAACAUGAUUUUUCAUAUGAACAUAUUCAUAUGAUUUUAUCAAUAUGUAGCCGAAUAGUGAAUGGUGUCAGAAAAUCUGGAGCAACUUUCCAGGUGGAGGUGAGCUCUUGUCUUUUAUCAUGUUGUAAUAUUGGUCUUACAGAUCAGUGUCGGCCAAUGGUAACAACUUUAGCACAACUGUUAACGGUGAAACGGCCAAUUAAAUUUGCUCUCAGAAUGACGAA
Molecule: messenger RNA, 1804 nt
Organism: Conger conger (European conger)
Lineage: Eukaryota; Metazoa; Chordata; Actinopteri; Anguilliformes; Congridae
Gene: sstr1a
Product: somatostatin receptor 1a
Exons: 1
Coding region: 136-1239 (367 amino acids)
Biological process (GO): neuropeptide signaling pathway; cellular response to estradiol stimulus
Cellular component (GO): membrane; neuron projection
Molecular function (GO): neuropeptide binding; somatostatin receptor activity
Source: RefSeq, a predicted model, not a curated record